Molecule: messenger RNA, 1180 nt
Organism: Carya illinoinensis
Lineage: Eukaryota; Viridiplantae; Streptophyta; Magnoliopsida; Fagales; Juglandaceae
Product: chalcone--flavanone isomerase
Exons: 4
Coding region: 82-864 (260 amino acids)
Biological process (GO): flavonoid biosynthetic process
Molecular function (GO): chalcone isomerase activity
Source: RefSeq, a predicted model, not a curated record
GACCCCUGUAUAAAGCCCUGGGCGUGCCACACUCAAAAUCAGACACCUCCUCGCACAGUUACCACUAAUAUCCUCGCCAAAAUGGUUCCAGCACCGUCCCUGGCCGGAGUUCAUGUCGAUAACGUGGCGUUCCAGCCCACGACGAAGGUUCCGGGCUCUGACAAGACCCUGUUCCUGGGCGGCGCAGGGGUGAGGGGAUUGGAGAUCCAAGGGAACUUCGUGAAGUUCACGGCCAUUGGCGUGUACUUAGAGGAUACCGCCGUGCCUUCGCUAUCCAUUAAGUGGAGCGGAAAGAGUGCGGAUGAGUUGUCGGAAUCCGUCGAGUUCUUCAGGGACAUCGUUACAGGCCCCUUUGAGAAGUUCAUACGGGUGACAAUGAUCCUGCCAUUAACGGGUCACCAGUACUCAGAGAAGGUCACGGAGAAUUGUGUUGCCUUUUGGAAAUCUGUCGGAAUUUACACUGAUGCAGAAGCCAAAGCCAUUGAAGAGUUUCUUAAGGUCUUCAAGGAUGAGAAAUUCCCACCUGGCUCCUCUAUACUUUUCACACAAUCUCCCAAUGGCUCAUUAACGAUUAGCUUCUCCAAAGAUGAGUCCAUUCCCGAAUCUGGGAAUGCAGUGAUAAAAAAUAAGCUACUUUCAGAGGCAGUACUAGAGUCGAUUAUUGGCAAGCAUGGUGUUUCUCCGGCCGCAAAGAAGAGUUUGGCUACAAGAGUAUCAGAGUUGUUGAAAGAUAGCAAUGAUAAAGAAGCUGAAAAUCAGAAAUUGAUGGCUGAAAAUCAGAAAUUGAAGGUCGAAAAUCAGAAACUGGAGGCCGAAAUUAAGAUAUUGAAGGCUGGAAACUCAGAAAUUGGAGGCCACAAAUAAGAAAAUUAGUGACCGAAAAGGUCACUGAAGAACACGAAUCAAUGGAGUUAAGAGGGAAGGAUGUCAAGGUUUAUUUUCUGUAGAAACGCAAGCUGUGUGAGAGUGGAGAUGAUGAUCUCAUUAGUAUUAAUAUUGCGCAUUUGUACUUAUUAUCACUAUCAAUAAACCGAGUGUUCGUACGUGAAUUGGAAAUCUGGUGUGUAUUCUGAAUUCAAAAAACUAAUACAUACAUACAUGCAUAGAUACUUUUAUAAUCUUAGCAAAAUUACUCAACAUCCCCAUAUCAUAUAAUAAAAGAUCAUGUGUGGUUUAUAAA